This is a messenger RNA of Thermothelomyces thermophilus ATCC 42464, 240 nucleotides long. RefSeq lists its product as uncharacterized. The record is from RefSeq and is a predicted model, not a curated record. The coding region runs from base 1 to 240 and encodes 79 amino acids. The transcript is spliced from 3 exons. Lineage: Eukaryota; Fungi; Ascomycota; Sordariomycetes; Sordariales; Chaetomiaceae.
AUGUCAACCACACAGGUCGAGAAACCCACCACAACCGCCGUCGCCGCACCGGAAACAAUGACUAAGGAAGCCGCCAACAACCAUGCCACUCCAGCCGUCGGCGCCCAGCACCAGCCAUACGGAGGUUCCUACCUCUGCAAGUGUUGCCUUUGCACGUGCGGGGAGGCGGUGGAGUAUCCUGGCGACACGCGCAUGAACAAGACAGGGGGCGUGAGUUAUGGCGCCGAGAUACGGGAUUAG